This is a messenger RNA of Aspergillus caelatus, 1878 nucleotides long. Its product is annotated as SUR7/PalI family protein. The record is from RefSeq and is a predicted model, not a curated record. The coding region runs from base 572 to 1357 and encodes 261 amino acids. Gene Ontology annotation, cellular component: plasma membrane; cell cortex of cell tip. Lineage: Eukaryota; Fungi; Ascomycota; Eurotiomycetes; Eurotiales; Aspergillaceae. The transcript is spliced from 3 exons. Gene Ontology annotation, biological process: fungal-type cell wall organization.
CCUCAAUGAGUUACGGUAAUAUUGAGAAAUGACUUCUACGGGCUGAACGGAGACGUUGUAUGCCAGAGGGCGAGAACGAAAUUACGACAGUGGGAAGAUUCCUACCCCUUGGUAUAUAUGGAAACCUGUUUUCAGGACUGGCGUCCUCGUACCUCACAAUGGAGCAUACCAGACGUUGGCGCACACAUUCCCCAGAUCGGCUGGAGCCUAUCGCAUGCAACAGUACCCACCUGGCGUCUAUAUCCGAACAUUCCUGCUGCAAGUCAUGGACGUUGAUCUGGCCAAUGAAAUCAAUCGACCUUCUUUUUCCGACAUGCUGAUAACUGCCAGUGUACUAGUGUCGACUGCACAGGUGCCUCGAGGAAAUGUGAGAUCGGGGCAUGUCUUGCUUCAGUGACCGAAGUAUGGAUGAAUAUUUGUUCGCCAUCUCGAAGAAUGGUGACUACCGGAGGAUUAUCACUAGCGCAGGACUAUGUAUAUGCCAUGAUGCCACGACUUUGCGUGAUAGAGUUCAAGAGCGGAGAUUUACAGCGGUGAUUACUAUCGCAGAUAUUAGCACAGCACCGACAAGAUGCUCAAUUGGAGCGACGUACUACCCACAUUAACCGCGUUUAUCGCCUUUAUUCUGGGCAUACUAUGCCUCUUUGCAGGGACGAAAACAAACCUUUUAUUAGAUACGGAUCUCUUCACGAUAUAUACGACGAGGAUAGGCAAUGGCACGGGGAUGCGGGACUUCUAUUCGAUAUAUGUCAUGUCCUACUGUGAGGGAUUCCUGCAUGCAGAAAGUCGAAACUGGACCGCAUGUUCACACCCGUCGCUACUGUUCUCCUUCAAUGCGACAGAAGCAUUAACGAAAGAUGCUGGUAACAGCACCUCACUAUCUAGCCUGGGAUGGCCGAGUUCCAUCACGGAUGAUCUACGCACGUUCGGUGCUACCACCCAGAGCAUGGGCGUCUUCUACUGUAUUGGGAUAGGGUUAGCGGGACUGGCGGUCUUGGAACGACUGUGGUUCGUGAUCGCGAAAGGACCGAGACAGACGGUUGUAGAAGUUUCUUCUCUCGUGCUCAGUUUCACUAUGCUCAGCAUUCCGUCCAUUAUCGCAACAGUCAUUGCAUUACAAUUUGUAAAACUCAUCAAUCGUCACGGAGAGGAGUCCGGUGUGACGGCGACGUAUGGACAUCAAUUUUUAGGAAUGACAUGGGCUGCCGUCGGGUUGCUGCUGGUCGGAGGCAUUGUCAGUUUACUUACGGUAUUGGUGGACCGUAACCGAUCGGCAGACCAGUAUGAACCGGUGGCAGAACCGAAGACGGUGGCCGAGGAUUCCGACUCGGUAGGGUCGAACCAGAAGGGUGACUAAGAAAGGAACGGAAUGGAGAGGAAUACUACGAAUAAAGAAAAGGGGGAGGAGGAAUUAACUAAAGGAGGAAAAGUAGGAAAAGCGAAAAGAACAUCGGAGAAAGCCAAGGAAAGGGAACGAAUCGGGAGGAGUGAUUCUUGUGCAAAUAUGUUGAGUUGGAGCCCAAAAUUGGAUAUACGUCGAAAGAAAAAGAUAAGAGCCCCACUGAAUCUCGACAGUUCUGUCCUUAGUAGAAGAAAUUCCAUGACUAUCUGUUGAUUUUUGAUCGAUGAUGUUGUAACAGUGUUUGGUGAAGUGGACCUUGUUCGCAAUACAAUGGCAGUAUGGCAGUGGAAGGGGUCUUGAGAUCAUACUCAUAGUGUGAGAAAAAAAUUGGGUCUCCCGCGGAUGGCGACGUCACGAGUGGACCCGUGAGAAGGUCUCGCCAAAUGAGGCAACCCGGUUCCCUCCGUUCCAACCGCUAUACCUGCGAUUCUAUCGUUGAUAGUGGGUCACUCGAUGGAUUCAAGGGAUGUCAAAUG